This is a messenger RNA of Clunio marinus, 348 nucleotides long. Lineage: Eukaryota; Metazoa; Arthropoda; Insecta; Diptera; Chironomidae. The record is from the annotation of a GenBank genome assembly.
AUGAAUCAAUACUUCAGAACCCUAUCGAAAAAAGCCGUCUUUGUCGCAAUUGCCCUUUGUGUAAACAACGAGACAAAAAAAAGGCUCAAGUGCGUAGGAAUCGUAAAUAAAUUUGGUCAAACAAUGACCAUAAAUCAGCUUUGUCACGAUGGGAGGAUUUUAGAGAAAAACAUGACCUUUCCAAAACGUUACAUAAUUUAUGAAGAUAGCCUUACAUUAAAUUUAGGAAGAGGAAAUGAUUUUCAAAGCUCUCAAAGUAACGACUUCUCGUUGAUAAAGUGUUGUCGACAGUUAAAUAAAGUCCGAAGUGUCUUUAAUUUUCCAAGAAUGGCAUUAUGUCAUUCAUGA